AUGGAAAAAACACCCAUUCCACCUUUCAAAACUGAACCUACAGAAACGGCACCUGGUCGUUGGGAACGCUGGCUAAAGCGUUUUGAUAAUUUCCUCAUCGCUAAGGCAAUUACCGACGAUGUAAGGAAACGGGCCAUGUUGCUUCACUUGGGCGGCGACGAUGUUUUUGAAAUAAGUGAAAGCCAUACUCUAGCAGAAGACACGUAUGCACAGACAAAAGAAAAACUGUCAGCUUAUUUUGCUCCAAAGAGGAACAUUGAAUACGAAAUAUUUAUGUUCAGACAAGCAACACAACAUCCCACUGAAGUGCUGGACAAAUACCAUGCUAGAUUGUGCCAGCUGGCAAAGAACUGUGAAUUUCACGACAAGGAUGCAGAGAUAAAAUCACAGAUAAUUCAGCGAUGCCAACUUAUCAAAGUCAGGAAUAAAGGAUUGAGCGAACCAACGCUAACUCUGAAAGAGUUACUUACUUUUGGCCGAACACUGGAAGCAACAAAUGUGCAAGCCAAAGCAAUGUCUGGAGGUGUGGAAGCUAAUGGAUAG
Anneissia japonica is the source of this 543-nucleotide messenger RNA. RefSeq lists its product as uncharacterized. The transcript has a single exon. The record is from RefSeq and is a predicted model, not a curated record. NCBI's taxonomy places the organism in Eukaryota, Metazoa, Echinodermata, Crinoidea, Comatulida, Comatulidae. The coding region runs from base 1 to 543 and encodes 180 amino acids.